This is a messenger RNA of Nerophis lumbriciformis (worm pipefish), 4320 nucleotides long. NCBI's taxonomy places the organism in Eukaryota, Metazoa, Chordata, Actinopteri, Syngnathiformes, Syngnathidae. The record is from RefSeq and is a predicted model, not a curated record.
AUGAUCACGUGGGCUGUUCAUCUUUGUGUUUGUCUAAAUGUCAUCUCAGCAUCACAUGAUUACGUGUAUGAUGACAACUCUUUCCAAGACCCAGAAGAUGUGUUAAGUGUGAAUAUACCUCUACCAGACCCACAGCGGCCGCUACUUGGAGGGACAUUAAUACUUCCGUGCAACUUUGAGGACCGCACAGUUCCAGACCCAGGAGCACCCAACAUUUUUCCUCUUUCUUACCGCAUCAAAUGGAGUCUAAUUACCAAGGAAAAGGUCUCGACAAUUUUAGUUGCGUCAGAGGGAGAGGUGCGCAUCAGUCAGAACUACCUAGACAGGGUUCAUCUGGUCAGCUAUCCUUUGACUCCAACAGAUGCCAGUAUCAAAAUAUCUGAGCUAAGGGCCAGUGAAUCUGGAGUCUACCGCUGUGAGGUUCAACAAGGGAUUGAGGACAAUCAUGAUGAUGUGCAUGUAAAGGUGCUAGGUGUCGUUUUCCACUAUCGGCCCAUUAUUGGUCGCUACAUGAUGACUUUUGAAAAGGCUUUAGAUGCAUGCACCCAGAACAGUGCAGUCAUGGCUUCACCUGCACAACUCCAAGCGGCCUUUGAUGAUGGAUACCAUCAGUGUGAUGCUGGUUGGCUUUCUGAUAAGACAGUGAGGUACCCAAUUCAUGAGCCUCGCGUCAAUUGUUAUGGUGACAAAGAAAAUGUCCCUGGAGUCAGGACAUAUGGAGUAAGACAGCUCAACGAGACUUAUGACGUGUACUGCUUUGCUGAAAAAAUGAAAGGGCGGGUUUUCUACACCACAUCAGCAGAAAAGUUCACUUUCUCUCAGGCUGCGCAGGCAUGUUCCACAAAGGGAGCCAGUCUGGCCACUACUGGUCAGCUUAAUUUGGCCUGGCAGGGUGGGAUGGAUGUCUGCAAUGCUGGUUGGCUCAGUGACAGAAGCGUACGCUACCCCAUCAAUAUUCGGCGGCCACAGUGUGGAGGGGGGCUUGUAGGGGUGCAAACUGUUUACCUCCACACAAAUCAGACUGGAUAUCCUCUUCUUGAGACUCAUUAUGAUGCCUUCUGCUACACAGAGUUCCCUGAGGAGGAAGGUUCUGGAAUAAUAGAUGAAGGAAGCAGCGUAUUGAGUUUUACCCCAGUGACUCAAAGCCAAGAGAUUUUCUUUGGGAGUGGUACAACUGAGGGUGAGGUGACCGGGGAGGUGGAGACCCAACAACCAACCAUGGAUUUCAGCUAUACACUAAAUCCCACUGAGCUACCGCUGCUUCAACCUCCUAACAUCACACAGCAUCCACUUGAAAAAAUCGACCAGGUCACUUUGCAGUCCAACACAGGCAAUGAGGCAGGCAAAGUGGUUGUGAAACCUCCAACUGGUGUGGUCUUUCACUACCGCUCACAAUCUGGCCGUUAUGCCUUCACAUUUACUGAUGCCCAGUUGGCCUGUCAGAGUAUUGGCGCAUCCAUUGCUACUCCUGAGCAGCUACAAAUGGCAUAUGAAACUGGAUAUCACCAAUGUGAUGCAGGGUGGUUGAUGGACCAGACAGUCAGGUACCCGAUUGUUUCACCUCGCGAAAAGUGCGCAGGAGAUUUAGGAGAUCAACCUGGAGUUCGGUCCUAUGGUCUGAGACCUGCAGAUGAACAGUAUGAUGCUUAUUGCUACAUUGAUGGGCUUAAAGGUCAAGUUUUCCAUCUGGGCUCCGAUGAGGGAUUCACCUAUGAUGAGGCAGCUAUUCGCUGUUUUGAGCAGAAUGCCAGCCUGGCCACAACGGCAGAGCUCAAUGCAGCUUGGAAACAGGGUUUCGACAAGUGUCGUGCUGGUUGGCUCAGUGAUCGCAGUGUCCGUUACGCCAUCAGUAACCUUCAUGCUAAGUGCGGAGCAGAAAAAUUAGGAGUACACACUUUUUACACACAUCCCAACCAGACAGGCCCAGAUAUUCAUGACAGAUUUGAUGCAUAUUGUUUCAGAGUGGUUACACCAAUUGUAACGCCAAUCCUUGUGGAAUCCCCAGACUCUGGUUCAGGUUCAACACAUUUUGGAUCAGGCUCUUUUGUUGAUAAAACCUCCGGAGACCUGUCCGGGUCUGGUGAACAAGUUACAUCUGGAGAUGGAAUGUCUGAAUCUGGAGUCCAUCUGACCUCUGUAGACUUGUCUGUAUCAGAGGACAGUGGCGUCUCAGGAAACCUGCCUGGCUCUGAAAAUAGGUUUAUAUCUGGAUAUGGGUCAGGCUUUGGACGCCUGUCUGGUUCUGGAAACCAGGGCACCUCUGGAGACCUGUCAGACUUUGGCAGCCUAUCUGGGUCUGGAGACAACCUUAUACUCGAAGAAUUGUCUGGUUCUGGGUACCCGUUUGGUUCUGGAGAUGAGUCUAUGUCUGGACACAUGGAUGGCAGGACAGAGGCUGAUUCUUCUGGGUCAGGGAUCAUCGGAGAAAAAAGAAUCACUGCUGUUUUGUUUUCAAACAGUGACACUAUUCUAUCAGGAGUCGGUGGGAGAAGAAUUGCAGAGGGUUUCCAAAAGGCAGAAGAGGCAAGCACAGAAAUUCUUAUGAAUUUUUCAGAGAUAGAUUCAGGUUUGCUUAGUGGCAGUGGAGAACUUUCUGUGUCUGCGACGGGUCCCGGUUUUAACCGUGUAGAAAGUGGUCAGUUCUCUGGCAUGUCAUCUGGUCUCAUCAACACUCAGGAUUUUUCUGGUUUCAGUGGUGUCACAGCAGGGUUUUCCGAUACAGGAAGUGCAAGUGGACAAUCUGGGCAUAUUCAAGGAUCUGGAGAUGCUCAGCUCUUGCUGAUAAAUAAUGAAUUGGUUGAUAUGUCUGCUCCUAUCACCCAAAAAGAGUAUGAGCUGGGAGCUGGCCAACUGGUUUCCAGUGACUCGAGGGACAGCGAUGGGAAGCUCAGUGAUGACAUGAAUGGUUCAGCUUCUGGAAGUGGCUCUGUUUUCUUCUCAGGUGUGACUUUCGAUGGAUCAGGGUUCACUGACCUAAUGAAGUCAUCAUCUGGAGAACAAGAAGCCUCGAGCUACAUCACUGAAGAGGCCAGUGGUGAACUUAUGUCAGGAUUUAGUUCCUAUGAGAUCCUACCUGGGUCUAGAAUGUCUGGAGAAGAUGAACAUGUUAUAUUUGUGCCUGAAGAUGUUAAAACAGGGGUUUCGAGAAACCAGACGUUGUCCAAGGAGUUUCAACAAUGGACUGUGGAAUACAGUGGAGAAGAAAUCAACAUCAGUGGCAAUGGCUUGCACAAUGAGAGUAGAGAUGCCAAAAUGUCAAAUUCUUCAGAAAUUCCAUUUGGAGAGCCAUCACAGGUUAUGCCAUCACCAUCUUCCGAGUGGACAUUGAUAGAGACCGCCAAAGUGACUGAUGUUACAAAGAAUAUCUCCUGGGCUCUUGUCUCUGAGCUUGCCCCAGCUGGACUGUCUUCUUAUACCAACAUUGUUCCCCCUGUUAAUGGAAGUUACGAAGAUGCUGCCAACAUUGUUCCGCCUCUUAAUGGAAGUCAUGAAGCUGAUGCCAACAUUGUUCCACCUGUUACUGGAAGUCACGAGGAUGCUGAAGACGUUCAGGGUGACUCUGAUCUAUGUAAACCAAGCCGAUGUGGAGCAGCUUUGUGCACUGUCGAAAAUGGGUUUGCUAUCUGCCAUGAGUUAGAUGUUUGCCACUCCAAUCCAUGUGCCAAUGGAGCCACCUGUGUGGAGAAUGCAGACUCUUACAAAUGCUUAUGCCUGCCAAGCUACGGAGGGGAGCGCUGUGAGAUCGAUGAGCAGCAGUGUGAAAAGGGUUGGAUAAAGUUUCAGGGGAACUGUUACCUGCACUUCACUGAUCGAGAGAUGUGGCUAGAUGCUGAGCAACACUGCCGGGACCUAAAUGCACAUCUGGUCAGCAUCAUCACACCAGAGGAGCAACAUUUUGUCAAUUCAAAUGCACAAGACUAUCAGUGGAUUGGACUGAAUGACAAGACAGUAGAAAAGGACUUCCGCUGGACUGAUGGAACGCCACUGCAAUAUGAAAACUGGAAGCCAAAUCAGCCAGAUAAUUACUUUAACUCUGGAGAAGACUGCGUGGUGAUGAUCUGGCAUGACAAGGGCCAGUGGAAUGAUGUGCCUUGCAACUACCAUCUACCAUUUACUUGCAAAAAAGGCCCAGUGUCUUGUGGUGCCCCUCCCGAGGUGGAGAAUGCCCACAUGUAUGGUAAGAGGAGAGAGGAAUACCCAGUGAACUCAAUCGUCCGGUAUCAAUGCAACCCAGGCUUCACACAGCGUCACUUACCAGUGGUUCGCUGUAAAGCAGACGGACAGUGGGAGAAACCACAAGUGAAAUGUUCUGAAGGUUAA